Molecule: messenger RNA, 1747 nt
Organism: Pyrus x bretschneideri (Chinese white pear)
Lineage: Eukaryota; Viridiplantae; Streptophyta; Magnoliopsida; Rosales; Rosaceae
Product: mitochondrial adenine nucleotide transporter ADNT1
Exons: 8
Coding region: 385-1452 (355 amino acids)
Biological process (GO): transmembrane transport
Source: RefSeq, a predicted model, not a curated record
CGUUUCCACCAGUCACUCUACCACUCUGCUCCCUCACUCUCUCUCUCCUCUCUUCCUCUCUCUCUCUCUAAACGUAGACUAUAAAUUUCAGCAAAUAAACAAACGCCGUCACAUAAGACUCCGGCAGUUUGUCAAGGUCCCCCUCACCUUCAGCUCCCGAAAGCCGUCACCACUCCUAUACUCGCACAACGACAACACACCCACACGCAGAACCAGAUGCUCUCUUUCCCAUAAAAAGACACUGUAAGGCUUCAAAAUCCGUGCCGAUCGAUUGGCGCCGGGAAAAGCGAAGGCUCAGAUUACUGCUCCGACGGCCUAGGGUUCCGACGAGGAAGGUCGAAUCGUUGUUCGCUGAUUGAUUGCUCUCUCGCUCUCUCUGCUGAAAUGGCUUCGGAGGAUGUGAAACCGAGCGAAUCGGCGGUCUCGACGUUCGUCAACCUGGCUGAGGAGGCGAAGAUGGCGAGGGAGGGCGUGGUCAAGGCUCCGAACCUCGCGUUGCUCAGCGUCUGCAAGUCUCUCGUUGCUGGCGGAGUCGCCGGUGGAGUGUCACGCACGGCUGUUGCUCCAUUGGAACGACUGAAAAUUUUGCUUCAGGUCCAGAAUCCACAUAACAUAAAAUACAAUGGAACGAUACAGGGCUUGAAGUAUAUCUGGAGAAGUGAGGGUUUCCGUGGACUAUUUAAAGGGAAUGGUACAAAUUGUGCACGUAUUGUCCCCAACUCAGCUGUCAAGUUCUUCAGCUAUGAGCAAGCUUCCAAGGGAAUAUUGUGGCUGUAUCGGGAUCAAACUGGCAAUGAAGAUGCUCAGCUCACUCCUAUCCUGCGUCUUGGAGCUGGAGCAUGUGCUGGAAUUAUUGCUAUGUCUGCAACUUACCCAAUGGACAUGGUACGAGGAAGGAUAACUGUACAGACAGAGAAUUCUCCCUUUCAGUACAGGGGAAUGUUCCAUGCCCUAUCGACUGUGCUCCGGGAGGAGGGCCCACGGGCUUUGUACAAGGGUUGGCUUCCUUCUGUUAUUGGAGUUGUUCCAUAUGUUGGUCUCAACUUUGCUGUGUAUGAAUCCCUAAAGGAUUGGUUAAUCAAAAGUAGGCCAUUUGGACUUGUUCAAGAUACAGAUUUGAGCGUGACAACAAGGUUGGCAUGCGGGGCUGCUGCUGGGACUGUUGGGCAAACUGUUGCUUAUCCUCUUGAUGUCAUUCGUCGAAGGAUGCAGAUGGGGGGAUGGAGCCAUGCUGCUUCUGUUGUCAGUGGUGAUGGGAUAAGCAAGGCCCCACUUGAGUAUACUGGCAUGAUUGAUGCAUUUAGGAAAACUGUUCGUCAUGAGGGCUUUGGUGCAUUGUACAAGGGUCUGGUUCCCAACUCUGUUAAGGUAGUCCCAUCCAUUGCGCUUGCAUUUGUGACGUAUGAGAUGGUGAAGGACGUUUUAGGAGUUGAGAUCAGGAUAUCAGACUGAUAUUGCGGGAGGUCCAUGAUAUUUGUCUCUGCUCGUGCUAUUUUUGUAGGCCGGGAAAUAGAGGUCUGGCAAACUAGGGGUAAUUUGAUUCCUUUUUCAUUCUGAAGUUAGAAGCGAGUCUUGUGUUCAUAAAUUGCUUCCCCUUGUUUUUCAUUUUUUCUGUUUCCUUAUGAACACAAUUUAGCUUUGAGCUUCCCAUUCAUAUGAAGUGCCAAUAAGUGUUUUGACAAUGUAAUGCAUCUGCGUGCUUUCCAUAAGCGCUGAUAAAGCAUUAUCUACAUGCCGUUAUAUGUUA